Molecule: messenger RNA, 291 nt
Organism: Sphaeramia orbicularis (orbiculate cardinalfish)
Lineage: Eukaryota; Metazoa; Chordata; Actinopteri; Kurtiformes; Apogonidae
Product: membrane-associated guanylate kinase, WW and PDZ domain-containing protein 2-like
Exons: 3
Biological process (GO): signal transduction; receptor clustering
Cellular component (GO): dendrite; cell-cell junction; cytoplasm
Molecular function (GO): signaling receptor complex adaptor activity; type II activin receptor binding; SMAD binding
Source: RefSeq, a predicted model, not a curated record
CAGAUCAACCCAGCAGAAGUCACAAGUGAGGUGUCAAAGGACGACGGACAGUCCCCAAAGACAGUGGUGCCCAAACCAGAGGAGAACGAUGAGCUAGGGCCUCUGCCAGACAACUGGGAGAUGGCGUACACUGAGAAAGGAGAGGUCUACUUUAUAGACCACAACACCAAGACGACAUCGUGGCUGGACCCGAGGCUAGCCAAGAAGGCAAAGCCGCCUGAGGAAUGCAAAGAAGAUGUUAGUCGCAGAUUCAAGGAUGAGGGCUGCAGCAUGGCGACUGCAUCUCUCUAA